UGUGUCACCUCACUGUUUUGAGUGAUGCUUGUUCAUGUCUAUGUAGAGCGAGCACAAGCGUGAGCCCGACGCUGACUUUUGUUGACUUAACGGCCACAGGUGUCGCAGUUAACAAGCAUUUCUGAUUAGCUAACGUUCUGUUAGAAAUAAAAUCCGCUAAUGCCAACAAUCGACCAGCCUCCACCACAAGUCAGACUCCAACAUAAACUUCAUGGAAGCACAAAACAACCAAAGUUAUAUCUAGUGAAGCCUGUCUUGCAAAACAGGAAUGUAACUUACGUCGGGGGGGUGUGGGGGGGGGGGGGGGGGGGACGACGACGACUAAGAUCAACAUCGGCCGGGCCUUUGGUUCAUGGAGCUACCUUCGUUUGGUAGGUUAAUAUUACUGCCAAGCAUGUGAAAUAUAUAGCGAUAUUGCGGUUUCAGCUGGCUAAUGUUGCUAAUGGUAAUCAAAAUGAUGCCUGUCAAUCAGACGCUCACGUCUACGUAAUGUGAGCACGAGCGUGAGCAACAGGACGCGGACUGUCAUUAACUUAACGGCCUCAGGUGUCACUGUCAACAAGCAAUUUCUGAUUCUUACAUCUAGCCCCUUUUAAAGGUAUAAUAUGCAAGAAUGAACUAAAAAAAAAAAACAAUGUAUAGACUGAUAAAAAAUAAUCCCUCUCAAUCAUCACUUGUGCCCCACUAAAAGUGUGUGGCGGUGUCUGUUUCUGCAGAGACCCUGCAGCCCUCUGCCUGUAUUUUCUCUUUUCUUAUUAUUUUGCUUUAGUCGGGAUGCUUCUGGGCGUCUGCAAACAGCCUUUAGGUCCCACGUAGGGAUGUAAACCCCCGCCAAUAACAGCACGCAGGGUGUGUGCAGCCCGUUCAUGUGGUCAAAUAUCGCAGCUUUGUCACGCCCCUCAGCUUCUGAUACCAAUUGGUACAAGUCCCCCUUUAAGCGGCCGUAUUUAACAAUCAGAAAAUAAUGUUUUAUUUCUCUGAUUAGCUGCUUUGUUCUCAGUAACGCCGCUCCCUCUCUUCAGUCACUCUAUAGAUCGCUCGACCAUUGUUUCUCUCUUUCUCCCUCUCGGCUUGUUGAGCCAAUGAGGAGUGGCCAAAUUUGAAUGCAGUGUGUUUACAAACAACAACCGACAACGGUUGCAUAUUAUACCUUUAAUGCCGAAUAUGGGCAUAUGUAAGUAAAUGUAUUAAAAACAGGUUGAUGUACAUGCAGUUUUACUAAUUAGUUUACGUGUUUAUAGAGUUUAAUUAACAGUUUUUAAACGAAAAAUCAGUAUCAGUUGAUUUGAUACGUUCCUUGUAGCCUAGAAUUUUAAAGACCUUGGUGAAAGUUGCUGAGCAUUAUUUGAAGAUGAAGAUAUUCAUUCUUAACUUUUUCAGUGUGAUUGAAGUGUAAUUAAUACAUUUUAAAGGUGCUCAAUAGGGAAUUCAGAGCAUUUCUAUUGCCUCCACACGGCUCUCAACAUGGUGACGGCUGAGCUGGUGGCUAGCAGCUAACGGGGCUAGCAGCUAACGGUGCUAACAGCGUUAAUAGUGCAAACAAGGGCAACAGUGCAUUUUACAUUUUUUAUAGUACUUUUUUUCCCCCACAAGAUUGAUCCAAGCUUUAAAAUGAACCAUUUUCUGUUAUGGCUCUGUCUUACAUGACUUCCUUUGAGGUUCAGACUACAGCCCAACAGUGAAAAUGUUCAUCAUGAGUGUACAAAAAUAGAAUAUAGGAUAGAACAAUACACAUUUCAACUGUAUUUUUUUUAUUGAUUAACUUGCUGACUAUCAGAUAAUGUAAAUGUUAAGUCCCAAUACCUUGAUAAUGUCUGUUACAGUUUAAUUUUGGUUUACUGUAUCUUAUUGUACGCAUGCAGCAUACAGAGAUUCAUAGCCCUUGCCCCUGACUAACAAAUGUGAAAUGCUUAAUGUUCCCAUUGCAAUGUUGGAAAUAACUUCUUGUAGAUAAGUGCCUCCUUAUUUGGUUGUCUGCUUCCAUGAGAGUCACUGGGGGCUGCACAAAACACCUGCUAUGGCUAACAGCAAGCUAAUUGCAGUUCCCAUAAGUGGACCAUGUGAUGUUGAGGUCAGAAAAUGCAUCUGAUAGUUUUCACAUUUUGUUGUGUUGUCUGUCUAUUGUUCUGUCGUGGUUACUUUGAGAACAUUAUAUUUUAACUAAUUACAAGUUGACCAAACCAGUUAUCACCCGAUGUUAUAUUCCAGUAUAGCUUUUCUGUUUACCAUUUGUCAGUUGAGAUCAGUAACCAAAUAUUCCUCAUGGGUGAUUAGCAAGUCCACCCUUUAAGUGCCAUAAAAGGCCACGAAGCAUGUUCGCCUAAACUCUGGGGAAAGAGCAUUAGAAGUGUACUAAUGACGAGGCUAAGACAUCCUCUCAUUCUACAGUAACUGUUGCCGCAGUGUUUGUCCUCAGCUGUGUUUGGACGACCAGAAAAAAAUGGCCAGCAAGUUAACACAAGAGCAGAUCACAGAGUACAAAGGAGUUUUCGAGAUGUUCGAUGAAGAGGGAAAUGGAGAUGUGAAGACACAGGAGCUGGAGAGGCUGAUGAGUUUAAUGGGGAUCAAUCCUACAAAGAGAGAGCUCAUCCAGAUGGCCAAAGAUGUGGACAAAGAUGGUAAAGGGUUAUUUAACUGUGACAGCUUCCUGGGUCUGAUGGCGCUGUACAACGAAAGAACCAAGAACCAGAACGCUGAACUCAGAGCUGCUUUUAAAGUGUUUGACAAAGAGGCCAAAGGGUAUAUUGACUGGAACACACUCAAAUAUGUACUGAUGAACGCAGGGGAACCACUUAAUGAGAUUGAGGCAGAGCAGAUGAUGAAGGAGGCGGAUAAAGAUGGAGAUGGAACCAUCAAUUAUGAAGAAUUUGUGGCCAUGAUGACCGGAGACUCAUUCAAAAUGAGCUGAAGACUGUGUGCAUAUUCUGCAGCUGUUGUGUUACAAGUACACACAAUUAUAAAAGAAAUAUUAUACUACAACAAACAAGUAUAUUGUGUUCAACAUAUUUCUAGUCGUAGGCUACAAAUGUCAUGUGUGCAAUCACAUGAAUAACUGUGCAAAUCCUUUGAAAUUAAAGUAAAAGAAAUCUA
Messenger RNA from Sebastes umbrosus (honeycomb rockfish), 3090 nucleotides. Its product is annotated as calglandulin-like. Lineage: Eukaryota; Metazoa; Chordata; Actinopteri; Perciformes; Sebastidae. The transcript is spliced from 5 exons. Gene Ontology annotation, cellular component: myosin II complex. The record is from RefSeq and is a predicted model, not a curated record. Gene Ontology annotation, molecular function: calcium ion binding. The coding region runs from base 2441 to 2908 and encodes 155 amino acids.